UCUCUCUCUCUCUCUCUCUCUCUGGGUUGCAUCUUCUACUCCACUGUAGCCCCAUUUUCCUUAUUUUACGUGGUCCAAAUCAACGAAAAGAUAUCAAAUUUUUGAAUCUGUAGCUCCAAAAGUCAUGUUCCGCACCAGAGUCAGCGAUUCCAAAGAAAUGAACACCGGCAGGGUUAUCGUUGAAAAAGGAUUUGUAUACGAAAAGGAAACGCAUCUGACAGUUAUGAAAACCUCUCUGUUCUUCGCCGGCGAUGGCUUCGCCGUUUACGAUUCCAACGGCCAAGUCGUCUUCCGUGUUGACUCAUACGGUCCAGACAAUCGUGACGCAGGUGAACUCGUUCUCAUGGAUUCCUCCGGUCGUUGCCUCCUCACCGUUCGCCGGAAGAGACCAAGUCUACAUCAACGGUGGGAGGGUUUUAUAGGUGAGAGGAUGGAAGGUGAUAAGCCGAUAUUCAGCGUGAAGAGAUCUUCGAUCAUCGGGAAGUCAAACAUGACGGUGGAGAUGUUCGGCGAUCGAUCGGAGGAGUACCAUAUCGAAGGAUGCUUCUCUCAGAGGAACUGCACGAUAUAUGAUUCGGCGAAGGAAACAAUGGCGGAGAUUAGACGCAAAGGGGAUGCUUCGACAAAUGUAAUGCUUGGAAAGGACGUAUUCUCGCUCACACUGAAACCAGGUUUCGAUGGUGCGUUUGCAAUGGGAUUGGUUCUGGUUCUUGAUCAGAUCAACGGUGAUGAUGGAGGUGUUGAUUUAGACCCUACCGCUGAAGAAUGCAGUUUGUCUUCUUAGUUAAAUUUUAUUUAAUGUUAAAAUGGAAAUAAAGUUUGAAUUUCUCAAGUAUAUUGGUGGUUUUGAAAAAAUUGGUACCAUUAAAUAUCAACGGCGUGGAUAGGGGUCGCAACGGGUGGGUGUAGCUGAUUCUACCUCACUUCUCGCCUCAUUCCACGUUAUAGUAGUGUCCAAAAUUAAAUUAUAGUUUUUUACAUACAGUUUUGAUGUGGUAAAGUUGUGGGCCGGUUAUAAAAUAUGUGGUUGUCAAUCCUUAUUAAAUUAUAUCUUUUGUAGGG
Molecule: messenger RNA, 1062 nt
Organism: Lactuca virosa
Lineage: Eukaryota; Viridiplantae; Streptophyta; Magnoliopsida; Asterales; Asteraceae
Source: the annotation of a GenBank genome assembly